AUGUACGUUCUUCCUGUUUCUCGUGCGACUGCAGUAUUGGAGCACCGGUGUGCUUACAUUCUCUUUUUAGACCGUCGAAUCCUUCUUGCCAUGUCCGCAUGCGACAUUAUCUCUACGAUAGGCUAUGCUCUACAACCCUUCUUGGCACUACAAGGCUACCCGAAUUCCUUUGUUUGGGCUUUUGGAAACAAACAGAGUUGUGCCGCAGUGGGAGCACUGACGCAAUUCGGAUUCUCAGCCCACUUUUAUUCAGCAGCUCUCGCGUUUUACUUUGUCUCGACUAUUCGAUACGGAAUGAGGGAGACGGAAUUUGCCAAAAAAUAUGAAAAAUGGAUUCAUGGCUUCAUUCUUCUCUGGUCAAUCGCGACGCCUAUUGCGGGGCUUGUAAUGGAUAUUUUCCAUCCAAACCCUCUUGGUCCUGGAUGUUGGGUCAACUGCUAUCCAAAUGGUGAAUGUACCGGCUUUACUGAAUAUGCGGUUACGCUAGCAUAUGCCCUGGGGGGACUACCUUUUCUCAUCAGUUUCUUGGGCAUCUCGGUCUGUAAUAUGCUUUUGUUCUGCUACGUGCGAUCUACCGUCCGAGAAGGGGAAAGAAAGGCUAAAGAAAACGAAUACAAGUUGGCUAGUUAUCGACAUGGAUCAGGGGUUGCGGGGACCCAAUCCUUAAGUCGAAUUGAUGAAAAGAGUAAUCAAAGAGCUUCGGGAAACGUCUUGCGAUCAACUGACAAACAGUGGAAACGAGUGAAAGAAGUGGGUCAACAAUCCUUCCUAUACGUCUGGGCCUACAUUUCGUGUUACUUUUGGGCCAUUCUGAAGCAAAUCCUCGACAGCCAAGAGUUCGAAAAGGUUGAGGGUUCCGGGGCCUAUUUUCUACCAAUGCUAAUUCUCCAGUCGCUGUUACUCCCAUCUCAAGGGGCUUGGAAUUGUUUGAUCUUCUUUCGACCAAAGUACCUCCAGACUCGCCGCAAGUUCCGUGAUGAGACGCGCCUCUGGGCAGCUCGACGGUGCAUCUUUGGCAAAGAAGUGCGACGCUCCGAACAAAACAAAAUGAGUCGAUUUAGCCAAGGGUCUUUGGCGCAAUCCCGAAUUGGUACUGCAGGCGAGCUGGCCUCACGUGCUGAGUCAACACACGUGCCUGUUCCAGAAAAUGCACAAGAACCGCCCCCCACAAAAACUGGCAUCAAUAUGGCAGGGGAGGUAUCCUCCCAUCCAUCAAGCGUUAUUUCAGAAAGUGCACCGGAGUCAAUACUCGAAACAGGAGAGUCGGGGUAA
Molecule: messenger RNA, 1272 nt
Organism: Cylindrotheca closterium
Lineage: Eukaryota; Bacillariophyta; Bacillariophyceae; Bacillariales; Bacillariaceae
Source: the annotation of a GenBank genome assembly